Mycena citricolor is the source of this 1684-nucleotide messenger RNA. The record is from the annotation of a GenBank genome assembly. Lineage: Eukaryota; Fungi; Basidiomycota; Agaricomycetes; Agaricales; Mycenaceae.
UUUUCGUUUCCGCUCAUUUCUCCUCUGAAUUGAAUGCAUUAUCCCUUCACGGCGCCUUUCCCUCCAAUUAUUUUUCUUUAUCUGUCCUCAUUGAAGAAGAAGGGCUAUUUUUUCUCUGUGAAAGCUGUCGCUUCUUUCACAUCUUGUGCCUCCAUCGAACCCCUCUGGCACUGAUGAUGGACACGAAAAAAAUGACGUUUCAAGAAAUAACAGAGGCCGGGUAUCUUCAACGUUCGACCCAUUCUUGAUCUUGGAUGGCCCUCCGUCCCGUGUCCUUGAUCCAUCGAAGACGCUCUCUCGUCGCGGGUUUGGUUCUUGUUACAAUUGCGGCACUCUCACUGUCGCGAACGCUUACCUACGCAUCAUUCUCUGCCCGCGCAGGAGAACCGACCAUCUUCACGGCUUCACCUCUCGUAUGCGUCGAUAAAACUUAUGAAUCAGCGCGCGCGUCGAACGGAGCACCGACAGCCUCCUUCAGAGACAAUCUAAAAGUUGACAGGAAAUAUAUCACAUCGUGGACGUCGGCUGGAUGGACCAACGAUGUCGCCACCUACAUCAAUCUCAUCUAUCUAGGCCUCAUCACUGAGCGGAUUCCUAUCGUCCCGGAUUUUCUUCCCUCGCACAUCGGAGUCCACGUGCCCCCCAUUCCCUUCGGGGACGUCUUCGAUCUUCCUCGUCUGCGCAAUCAGCUUGGCACGGCCGUCCUCGAAUGGAGAGAUGUCAAGGACGUGAACAGCACUUUUGUUGAUGACUUGGGCUGCUGGAAUGUAUGGGAGGCGGUGCAAUUCCGCCAUGCACAUCCCCGGGACAGCUGGCAUCCUACCCACCUUGGGCUUGAUAUCUCCUACACCAAAGUCCCCGGUUGGGUCAAGCUGAUUCCAGAUUCUGAGCACGAUUAUCAUGCCACAUUCUGGGCACUUGCGACUCUGGCUUUUCCGUCCGGUCAGAAAGCCAAUAUGGUGCCGCCGUCACCGUCACCCGAACACCACUCGCUCCUCGCUCCUGACGAGCAAUUGCUGUGUUACGACUUUUUGUAUUACGUGGUUGCACAUCGAGUGCUGUUUCUCACGGAGGAACAAUCAGGUUCUGACCGCCAGCACGGAAGCCCUGCUUGGCGAUCUGUUGGGACUCACAUGCACUGGAAUCCGAGCUUGGAGGAACUUGCGGAGAGCUAUCUCCGCGCGGCCAUGAGGUUGUCCGAGGAGUCCCCGCUCGUCCCGUUCAUCUCAGUCCAUGUUCGACAUGCCGACUUUGAAUCGUGGUGCAAUGGAAUCCCUGUCAAGCAGUGCUUCGCAUCUCUUGCUGCGAUCAACCGACAAGUACAGCAGAUAAGAGCGGAGAUGCUCAGGCUCAAAGGUGUCAGAAUUCACCACGUGGUGAUGACGAGUGAUGAGAGGGAUGCGAUCUGGUGGCACGACGUUGCUGAACUCGGAUGGCUGAGGAUAGACCAUUCACGCACAGCACACGUUUAUGGCGAGUGGUAUCCGGUGCUCAUUGACGCCGUGAUCCAAUCGAAAGGUGCUGCGUUCGUAGGAACAGAUCGAUCGUCGAUGUCCGUUCUCGCUGGGCGACGUGUCGAGGACUGGCAAAAUGGGCUGAGUGCGCUGGUCAAGUGGGGCACAGCCACUUCUGACGAUCACUAGACUAGAUUGCAUUCCGCACCACUCUACAGUAUUCGAACGAU